GGCACACGGUAGUUUGUUCACUACUAUCAGGGGCAAGAAAAAAAUCAUUGAACGAUACUGGUUGGACCCGAUGUCCAAGCAAGGGAAAUCUGGCAAAAGCUAAUGUAUGCGUUUUGCUAAUUACCGCUGCAACACGAACAUCCUUCAGCCUGAACCGAACUAUUGCGAACUGAAUCAAGUUUGUAAGACCUGCACGCUACCUGUGCGAACAAUAAACACCUACUUUGUUUUAACAUAGUAGAAGCAUGCACAUGGAAUUUUUGUUUACAUGUUUAUGAUUCAAGGAGCAUUUCCAUUUUAACCCGAAAAGGGUGGAGGUGAAACCAAGAUUUUUUUUUUUUUUUUGGACAACAAAAAAGUUUUGAAAAUAUGGUUUCUGGGGACACAUCAUACAGAUUCUGAAGAGCGAUGGUGACUUUAAGGUUGCACUAGUGCUUGGAAGUAAAUGAGACCAAAGGUUUCAAAAUGUAUGCCACAAAGCGCCGCCGACGGACCGUCAAAACACAAAAGACACCAGCCAAAGAUCCACCGAAGAGCAACCCGAGUAAACGACACAGGGAGAGGCUGAAUUCAGAGCUGGACCAUCUCGCUAGUCUGCUGCCUUUUGAACAAUCCGUCAUCUCCAAAUUAGACAAACUUUCAAUUCUUCGCCUGGCCGUCAGCUAUCUGAGAACUAAAAGUUAUUUUGCGGCAGUGCUUCCAGAUCGGUACAACCUGGACAAUCACCAUUUGAUCGGAAGAUCCCAUCUUUUUCAUGAACCCGGUUUUUCCGAGGGAGACAGUAUCCUACAGGCGCUGUAUGGUUUUAUGGUUGUGAUCACGUGUGACGGGGAGGUCUUUUAUGCCUCGAGAACCGUGGAACAGUACCUCGGCUUCCACCAGUCUGACAUCAUCCACCAAAGCGUCAUGGAACUCAUUCAUUCAGAAGACAGAGAGGAAUUUAAACGCCAGUUAUCAUGGAACUCCACCCUACCUCAGGAUAAAGCCAAUCUGUCACUACACGAACUGAUGAUGCCUGAAAACUCCAGAUUUCUCCACCGCUCAUUCACAGUUAGGUUCAGGUGCUUGCUGGAUAAUACCUCAGGGUUCAUUACUUUAGAAAUUAGUGGCUGGAUACGGGUGCUACAUGGACAGAAUGUGCGGUCAGAGGAGCCCCAGUUAGCCCUGUUUGCAACGUGUUGUCCGUUUGGUCCACUUUCAUUAAUGGACAUUCCAUCACGGGAACUCACUUUCAAGUCAAAACACAAGAUGGACUUUUCUCCUAUGUCCAUGGACAAUAGGGGCAAGGCGACGUUUGGAUAUUCAGACAGGGAGCUGGCCACUAAAUCGGGAUAUGACCUUAUUCAUCCAGAUGACCUCAAUUAUUUUUCUUCUGCACACCAAGAAUUGAUUAAAACUGGAAGUUCUGGUUUGAUUGCCUACCGUUGGUGCACGAAAGAGUUCAGGUGGUUGUGGCUUCAGUCGAGCUGCAAAGUCAUCUACAAGAACAGCAAACCUGACUUCGUUAUUUGCACUCAUAGACAACUCACUGAUGACGAAGGAGCCGAUCUUUUCCACAAAAGAGGAAACGAAUUUAAAUUGCCCUACCCCUUACUAGACUUAGACAUUUGCUCAGGAUUCGAUUUUCCAAAUGACGAAGUUGUAUCAAAAAUGAAAAAUGUGAAAAACAAGAAACAGAAAAAUUGUGUCCGUGAAAACUAUAUACAAAGUCCUGGACGGAAGCGAAAAUGCCCCCGUGAGCCUGUGCUAAAUGGAUAUGCGGGAUACCCGCAAUAUAAUGGAUACGAGGGCGCAGAUUUCAAACCCGAUCUUUUAUACCCGUAUCCGUCUGCGAUCGAACCUGACAUUUAUCGAGGUUAUGCUAGUUUUCACGGGUCCGUAUAUCCUACAACGGACAGCUACCGUCUGGCAGACACUGAAAAACACGCCUACACUAAUGGAUAUUAUCUAGAUCCGCACAGACAAUACCAGCAUACUUUAGCUUAUCCGGGCAACAGCUAUUCAGAUCUGAUGGCUCAGCCAGCCAAGUUCGGUUACGACGUGUCAAAGUACGGAUUCAAUUCGUAUGACUUGGAUAUCGCUAAAAAGGUCCAUUAUGGUGAAGACGUCGGUCGCUAUGACAACGAUUAUCGAAAAUAUGCAUAUGACUAUGGCAACGAGAGACUUCCUACGAGACUAAAUGGGUCAAUAGAGCCGGUAGAUCUAAGGUCGUCUGCCAUGUAUAAUGGAGUUGAUGGGAUUGUAGGACAUAAUCCUUGUCUGUCGACGACCUCUACUUUGUUUAAAGAAACCAAGGUGAUAUGUUCUCCGUCUGAUAUUGGAACGAAUCAGGGAAUGAGUGCAACGAUGCCCCUUCAUCACAGUUCAGUGAUUAAAAACGCUGCUAGUCCGAGGUCACUGCAGUCCUCCAGAAACUCAGACCACAUGGGAAGCCCUCCUGUUAAUAUAUACAACAACAAUUCUACGCGGGUAAACGUCAUAAACAAUACGUCAUCGUGGCAUUGUACAAAGGCGAGUCAAAACAUUCACCCCAGUCCUAUAUCUACACCUAGAUCAGACCCAGGGGAAAGUCCGAAAUUGAACUGUGUGACUAAGAAUGACACUAACAUGCUAUCGGCUAGUAGUCCUGUAACCGGCGCUACCCCAGCUUCAGUCAUUCAUUCUGCAAUUUCCAAUCGAACACCACCUAGAAUAUACGACAAGCAGCCUAUGACGGGCGGAAUACCAGUUCCGGUUGUGAAGACGUCACCGUGGUACCAGUAUCCGACCUCUCACAGCGCGUAUGGCGAUCCCAAAGACUGGUCCAUCCAAACGGAUGACUUAUACUCUUGUCACCAAAAACGGGGAAUUAUUUCUGACAAUAUGUCUCAUCUUUCGAAGGUCAUCACAUGAUCGAUAGUUGUAUCUGCAGAAGCCUCCGUCAUCACAUGAUCGAUAGUUGUAUCUGCAGAAGCCUCCGUCAUCACAUGAUCGAUAGUUGUAUCUGCAGAAGCCUCCGUCAUCACGUGAUCGAUAGUUGUAUCUGCAGAAGCCUCCGUCAUCACGUGAUCGAUAGUUGUAUCUGCAGAAGCCUCCGUCAUCACAUGAUCGAUAGUUGUAUCUGCAGAAGCCUCCGUCAUCACAUGAUCGAUAGUUGUAUCUGCAGAAGCCUCCGUCAUCACAUGAUCGAUAGUUGUAUCUGCAGAAGCCUCCGUCAUCACAUGAUCGAUAGUUGUAUCUGCAGAAGCCUCCGUCAUCACAUGAUCGAUAGUUGUAUCUGCAGAAGCCUCCGUCAUCACAUGAUCGAUAGUUGUAUCUGCAGAAGCCUCCGUCAUCACGUGAUCGAUAGUUGUAUCUGCAGAAGCCUCCGUCAUCACGUGAUCGAUAGUUGUAUCUGCAGAAGCCUCCGUCAUCACGUGAUCGAUAGUUGUAUCUGCAGAAGCCUCCGUCAUCACGUGAUCGAUAGUUGUAUCUGCAGAAGCCUCCGUCAUCACAUGAUCGAUAGUUGUAUCUGCAGAAGCCUCCGAUCUUUGUUUAUAAACUUAUGUGUUCAUAUGAUGAUACAAAGGCUCGAUUUAUCAAAAAGAAACAUUUAGUUGAUACUGAUUUGUAGUUAUUUCAAUCAUUCUCAUCAGCCAGGCAUGUCUAGUGAUAUUAUAUCCUUCGUGGAUUUAUAAAUGCGUUGAAACGUGUUCGAGUCAUGCUUCAUUUUGAAUGGAGAUUUCCUUGAUAGCUGUUACGUUUUGGUACGGAAUCUUGUCAUCCUAUAACGAACUGCAUGCAUUGAACUCAUAGAUAUUUCUUUCAUUAUGACCAAGAACGUUCUUAAAAUACGUAAUAUUUUAUGUCUACAUAAGUGCUAUUCUUAGGUGCAAUUAGCGUUAUUAGUAACUGACUGAUACUAAAGUCAUUGUUUCGUAAUAACAAAAUUUUGAUAAAAUACACUGUACUGUAUGCCGGCAAAUUUCGCGGUAACAUUUUCAAAGACAGUUAAUGUGUUAUGUUCGCCCUGUGUCACUGCCACGUUAAAUAUAUGCAUCUAUUUGAUAUCAUAUAUGUUACAUAUUCGCAGAUUGACGAGAUGAGCGAAAAGGGUGUUUAUAACACGGGGGUGAAACUUAUCCAACACAUGGUAGCUGCACAUAUAAAUAUGUGCCGGUUUUUCUCUCCAUAUCAAGUUAGACUUUUUUUUUUAAUUCACCACAAAUUUCGGGGUUUUCUGAUUGGGGUACAGAAGAAAUUUUGCAGCUAACGAACAGAAACCGAGGAACCUGUAUCUCCAUUUUCAUUUUCUACAUUUUUAUAUAUAAGUGGAACACUUUCAGUGAUAGAAAAUAUACAGUAAAACCCGAAUAUAGCGAAUCCUUGACGACCUGUAAAAUUACUUUGUUAUCACUGUAAUUCGACAUAUUCGCAUAACGAAUUCUACAAGAGCAGUUUACAAAGUCCUAAUAUUCAUCUUCAUUUAUAUAAUAGAAUUGACCAUUACCUUUAAAAAAAAAAAAAAACUCACUAUUAAUGCAAAAUUUCACUUUUGACCGUAGAAAUAUUUCAUAAUGUUCAUAUGCAGUAUUUUGAACUUAGCGAAGUAAUUAUUAACAUCUUGUCGUCAAGUACACGUUACAGGACUAAAACAAAUGAUAACUUGUGUAUUACAAAUGACCAUGAUAUUUGAUUUUUAGAAAAUAAUAAACUGUUUUAAUUAAGCCGGUCGUAGACAUUUAUGCAGGAAAUUGGAGAAAGGCUAUUUCAAGUCGAAAGUCCGCCUCCAUUGGAAAGUAUCACGUGUAUUACAAACCUCGGUCUACCGUUAACGUCAUUUUUUAGUUUAAAAAAAUUGUUGUUUUAAUUUAUUGUACCAUAUUGUAUGUGUCCUAAAAAGAGAUGUUACAUCUAAUGAAUAUUUCGUACUUGUUAAAAUUUAUGAAAAUAUAUUGUUGUCAUUUAUGUUAAUUGCCAUAUAUAAUAUGUAACAUUACAACAUGACUAUGUAUCUAAAUAAAAUCUAAUAAAUCAUGAAAAAUAUGUUUUAACUUUUUUU
Ostrea edulis (European flat oyster) is the source of this 5020-nucleotide messenger RNA. Its product is annotated as single-minded homolog 1-A-like. Gene Ontology annotation, molecular function: transcription cis-regulatory region binding; nuclear receptor activity; protein dimerization activity. The record is from RefSeq and is a predicted model, not a curated record. Gene Ontology annotation, biological process: regulation of transcription by RNA polymerase II. The transcript is spliced from 11 exons. The coding region runs from base 466 to 2892 and encodes 808 amino acids. Gene Ontology annotation, cellular component: nucleus; aryl hydrocarbon receptor complex. NCBI's taxonomy places the organism in Eukaryota, Metazoa, Mollusca, Bivalvia, Ostreida, Ostreidae.